Molecule: messenger RNA, 623 nt
Organism: Aspergillus glaucus CBS 516.65
Lineage: Eukaryota; Fungi; Ascomycota; Eurotiomycetes; Eurotiales; Aspergillaceae
Exons: 1
Coding region: 118-465 (115 amino acids)
Source: RefSeq, a predicted model, not a curated record
ACCUGACUGCUUCCAAUAGUUGUCUUUACUAUCACCUUAGCACUACGACUGCUACUGCAGACUAGUACCGACGGACGCUUGGACUAUCCCCAGGAUUGACAUUCGAGAAACCAAUCUAUGCCGUGCUGGGUAUGUGUGGUUUCUUGGGGGAUCCAUUCAUUAAUUCGUCAUAUUAUUAGGAGACUUACGAGUCUUCUCUCCGUAGACGCUUGCUCACUAAUGAUGAUUCACACACUCUGCCUCUUGUCUUCGUACGCAGUACCUCGGGUAUCCCUCCCGGCCACGUCGUCAACUGAUAUUAACUUUCCCGGUGCAUUGUUCCGGAUUCUCCGGACUCUGGGGAUACUUCGGAACAAUACAAUACAAUUGGUUCGCCUCAUCUUUUUUGUUCUUGUUCUGCAGUGCCUAUUGCUCCGUAAUCCGGAGUUCGCCCAUUCCUUUCUUAUGUCCGGUUCCGCACUUUAAUAUGCGGGAUGCACGUUGGAUCCCACGGAACGGGGUCUAGACUGUUUGUAUGACAGGUGCAUUUUCAGGGCGGGAUUGGGACAAUGGGAUUGCCACUUUUGUGUCAUUAUUUGGGCAAGUUGUUGCUUUCGAGGAAGUAAGGCCAGAAUUAAUGGGUU